UUCCAAGCUCCCGGAUGCAGGGGCAGAUACGCCAUCCCCGAGGACUUGUCGACCACCUGCCAAGCUGAGGGAUUUCUCGGGCCUCAACGUCUGAAUUGGUGUGCUCUGGUUCGAGUUUUCCUCUCGUCUUACAGAGAGACACACACCCGGCACGGAUACUUGCUUGGCCAAGGCACGUUUGCGAUGAUAAGAGGACGAGUGUGCUCCCACGUCGCACAGCUCAGGCUUCCUUCAGGUUCCUCCUCGGUCCUGUCCACAGUGGGGCUUACUCAGAACCUCAACCUCAACGCCAGUCUCAACCUCAACGUCAGCCGCAGUUUUCUCCGUCACUGCAGCUCCUCCUCCGGGCCCCGCGGUCGUCACUUCUCGCCUCACAUCGUCUCACCAACCACCACCAAGCGCACCCUCAGGAGCAUCAUGUCGGACGAGCAGAUCUCCCGGUACCUGCAGCAGACGCACGACCGUGUGUUCGAGCACAACACCAAGUGGGCGGCCGACAAGAAGGCCCAGGACCCGGAAUUCUUCUCCAAGCUCAGCGCCGGCCAGAAGCCCGAGUACCUGUGGAUAGGCUGCAGCGACUCGCGCAUCCCCGCCGAGCAGAUCACCGGCCUCGAGCCCGGCGAGGCCUUUGUCCACCGCAACAUCGCCAACCUGGUCUGCAACAUCGACCUCAACGUCGCCUCCGUGCUCAACUACGCCGUCGAGCACCUCGAGGUCAAGCACAUCGUCGUCUGCGGCCACUACGGCUGCGGCGGCGUCAAGGCCGCCAUGACCCCCAAGGACCUCGGCAUCCUCAACCCCUGGCUCAGGAACAUCAGGGACGUCUACCGCCUGCACGAGCACGAGCUUGACGCCAUCGCCGACGAGUCCGCCCGCUAUGAUCGCCUGGUCGAGCUCAAUGUCAUCGAGCAGUGCCGCAACGUCGUCAAGUCUGCCGCCGUCCAGAAGUCCUACGCCAAGAACCACUUCCCCAUCGUCCACGGCUGGGUCUUUGGCUUCAACGACGGCCUGCUCAAGGACCUCAAGUUCGACUUCGCCACCGCCCUGGCUGACAUCCAGAAGAUCUACAAGCUCGCCGAGUGACGGCUGUAGCUGAGCUGUCGUAGAGGGCGUUUAGAGGGAGAUUCGGGCGUUUAGAGGGGCUUGGGGUCUGCUUGGGGUGCGGCUGUAAGGCGUAGGUGCGUGCCAGGGCCAGCUUGAAGUGGUUUACAUCCUCUGAUUAGGGGCCGGGAGCCGGAUGGUCACGGAAAAGGCAUAGGCCAUGGGCCAUUUUGGUUCUGAGAUUUCUGCACAACAUAUAGCGAUACGCCCUUUUAUGGGGAAUAAGAAUCAAACAUCCUGCACUUUCCUCCGCUCGAGAGUCAGCACCGGUCCAGCCUCAGCUCCUGUCUUGAAAAGGGUAUAGAUAUGUGCUGCGGGAGCGUGCCCGAGUCACAGUCCUGGCCAGGGAGGAGACUUACAGAUGCCAAUGUUGAUGAACGCGGGUAUCUAGCUAUACAAGCGAAUUUUAACGAGCACCAGUUGACAACA
Diaporthe batatas is the source of this 1530-nucleotide messenger RNA. RefSeq lists its product as uncharacterized. Gene Ontology annotation, cellular component: cytoplasm. Gene Ontology annotation, biological process: cellular response to oxidative stress; cellular response to carbon dioxide; carbon utilization. The transcript has a single exon. Lineage: Eukaryota; Fungi; Ascomycota; Sordariomycetes; Diaporthales; Diaporthaceae. Gene Ontology annotation, molecular function: carbonate dehydratase activity; zinc ion binding. The record is from RefSeq and is a predicted model, not a curated record. Bases 184 to 1083 code for a protein of 299 amino acids.